CAGUGCAAAUAAAGCGAGAUAACGGGCCGUGGACAGCGGGCUAAAACAUUUUAUUCUGACAUGUUAGAGCAAUGACUUUCGUGUAACUAUAAUCCUGGGACCGGGAUCCCAGCAAAGGAAUAGGGUCUGUGCUGGAAGAAGAGAGAGAAGUGCUCAUUUUCGGGGUGUGGAAAACCGGACGGCGCAUUCACAGUAGACUCGGAACAAGUCAACGAAGUUAGCGCUUUCCAAAAGUAACAGUGGAAGAGUAAAAGUUACAACAUGAGCUUGUUGUCUGCCAUAGACAGCAGUACCUCAGUGUACCAACCUGCACAGCUUCUGAACUGGGUUUACCUUUCUUUACAAGACACACAUCAGACGAGUGCCUUCGAUGCCUUCCGACCCGAGCCCAACUCUUCCCACCCGGACCUGAACUACAGCAAAACUCCUGCCAAUGACCUGAGCUCUCACAACUCCAACUAUCUCAAUAAUUUCUUUCAGCUGCAGAGGAAUGAGGCCCUGAAUAAUGGUUUAUACAAAAGUGUUUCCCCAUAUGGCUCACUUAACAACAUAGUGGAUGGCCUGAAUUCUCUAACGGACCACUUCUCCGACCUCUCCCUGUCCUCUGAGCCACGCAAACCCAGCAAGAGACCUCCACCAAACUACCUGUGCCAUCUCUGCUUUAACAAGGGACACUAUAUCAAAGAUUGCCCUCAGGCCAGACCCAAAGGUGAAGGACUGACUCCAUACCAGGGAAAGAAGAGGUGUUUUGGCGAAUACAAGUGCCCUAAAUGCAAGAGGAAGUGGAUGAGUGGGAACUCCUGGGCUAACAUGGGACAAGAAUGCAUCAAAUGCCACAUCAAUGUGUAUCCUCAUAAACAGCGUCCUUUAGAAAAACCCGAUGGCCUGGACGUUUCUGACCAGAGUAAGGAACACCCGCAACAUUUGUGUGAGAAGUGUAAAGUCCUGGGCUACUACUGCCGCCGUGUGCAAUAAGGAGGUUCUCUGAAGUACCCAUCAUCUCCUUCCUUCCUCUAACCCCCUUUCCGUUCGCUUUCCCUGCCAAGUGCUCCAAGAAAAAAGUGAAAAAUGCCAAAAUAUUAAUGUAAAUAUCUCUAAUGAUAGUAACGGCUUUGUUUAUCAGCAGCAUGCAACACAUUACAUUUUCAUAUGUGUAUAAUGGACGAUUGAAAAUGUUUGGAACAGUUGUCACUGACAGUAUUUCUAUCCAUACAGGACGCAAUGGAUUACCUCAUCAUUGCGUCCCCUGAUUGUGUGUUUACAGACUUUCCUUUCAUUCUCCCUGCCAAGUGAACUAUGUGGAUGUGCCGAGCGAUAAAGGUGUUAAAUUAGUUCACUUAAACAAGGGCCCAGUGUGCCUUUGCAGAGUUUUUUUGGGGUCAAUAGCACAUCAUAUUAACUGUGAAUUAACAGAGGGAUAAUGGAUUUUCCAUCCCUAGCUUUUAUGUCACAUAUUUAUUUGUUAUGUUUGUAUAUCGUAUCGUAGUGCAAUGGAAUUUACGAAACUGGGAUAAUCACAUCUGUGUUUAUAUGUAGGCAGAUAUUGUCUAACCCCGUCUCUUGCCAUUAGAAACUACUGUAGAAUAGACUUUUCGAAUGCUUCGAUUUAGCUGCGUCAGGUAGUUUAUAUCUUUCACACAUAUGAAUGAAUUGCCAAAUGCUAGAUAAUUUUGUGAAGCUGGCUAUAUGUAGCCCUGGAGGCACACAAAACAUUUUCAUGGAGUUGUUGGCAACUAUGCAAAACCAUAACAACUUAUGCAGUCAUUUAUUCCUUUAUGUUGUCAUACUGUUGCUAAGUUGUGUGUGGAUGUUAAAAACAAAGCCAUGGCUAGCUGAUGUGCGGAACUGCCAUUAUCAUCCUUUAAAAAAUGUGAUCAUGUAGGUUGUAAAUUGUUGCCAGAGAACUGAUUCAGUCAUCUUAGAAACCCAGGUAAAGGUUUUUCAUUUUUUGGUACAUGGGUCAAGCGUUGUGCUUUUCUAAAAUGUGCUACCAUUUAAAAAUGGUUAGAAAAUGGUUCCUUUACAUAACACCUGUUUUGACUGAGUUACAAGUAUUUGCCUCAGGAUAGGGAGUGUAUUUGCAUUACACAUCUCAUAUGGACCAUUUUAUAUGAACACUGCUCUGGAAAAAGGUUGUAUGUAAAUUCAGGCCUUACUAUAUAGGCAGGUGUACAACCUUUAUAUCUUUACAAUAUGUGGUAUGCAAACCUUAAAAUGAUUCAUUCACAACCAUUAAUUUGACCACAGACCCUUGCACUAAAAUGUUUAGUUAACUAAUUAACAAGCAUUCUGAAUGUGCAUCAGCAUAUUUGAGAAAUAAAACCUAGAAUAAAACAUAAGACUUUUUUCAUCCAUGGAACACAGAAGGAAAUGUUAAAAUGACAGUCUCAGUCACCAUUCACUUUCAUUGAAUGAACAAUACAGAUGCAAUGAAAGCAAAUGGUGACUGAGGCUAACAUUCUACCUAAUAUCUCCUUUUGUGUUCCACAGAAGAAAGAAAGUCACAUGGGUUUUGAUUAAAUUGAAGUAAAUUUUUGGGUAAACUAUCCCUUUAAGCAUUGCCCAACACAACAUAAGCACAUGUCUAUGCAUUAGUUGCAAACAUAACUUUUGACUGACAAUAGAUGAAUUACAUCCUGUCGUAACUGUGAUUUUUGGAAAAGAAUUUCUAUCUUGGUGGACAAUACAUGCUUGUAAAUGGAAAAGAAAGAUAAAGUAAGUAAAACUGAAGAGUCUUUGGAGAUGUAAUCUGUAAUAUUUGGGUAAAUUUCAUUGGUCAGAAGACAUAUUAGGGAGACAGAAGUAUUUGAGAGCAUUAUGAAGGGAGUACAUUAACAUUUGGAUGAAAGGAAGUGUGUAAAGGAUAAAACAGCUUGCAUAAGCACCGUUUACCUCUUCUUAUGACUUACAUGAAGUAUUAAUUGGUCAUAUUUGACUGUGACCCAGGAUCAUCUAAUAUUAAAUGUUGCUUUACAUAUUUGGAAAGUAAAAUAUAGACGGACAUUGUGAGAACUUUUCUAAUUGAGGUCACUGCUUUGUAAAUCUAAGAUGUACAUAUAAAGUUGAACGCAUUUACAUGGUAAAUACAAUGUGUACAAUUGUUUACUUAACUUUGGAGUCCACAUAUUUUGUGUUGUCUGAAUAUUUGUUAAUGUUUCAUUCCUAGGGAAAAAACUCAGUUUGAUAUUAAUCUUGUCAGAAGGGAACGUCUAGUGCCUUAGUUGAGUAACACAGCUUGGUCAUGAAAAGUUUGGAUUUUCGGUAGGUGAUGUCAUGUCUGAUGCUGUGGAAGAAGAGUAUGGAUUGGAUGGCUGAAAAUGUAAACCAGCUAAUUAUUCUUCUUGCUUUAGUAAUGAUUUGGAGACAUUACUUUUUGAUUUUGCCAUUUUGAUGGUACAUUCAAUCAAACAAUCAUCCACUUGCAAGGAGUAGAUUGUUAGAUCACUGUUGAAUAAAAAUCAAGGCUGUCUGUAAGUUGACGCGACUUUAUUCUCAGUACGCCAUCAUUGUUUCUAAGUAACUGUCAUUUUCACAAUGUUCUGAUGUCUCCACUGUGCGUACAUUCUUACAUGCCAAGGUUUACUUCAAGCCUCAUUUAGGCUGGAAUGAGUUACUCUACUUUUUGAUAAACACCAUAAUGAAUGGUGUAAAGAAUAUAACCAGUGAAAUGAAUGAGUGCCCAUAGCUGACAUUUUACUUGUAAUGUUUCCUUGCAUCUUUGGAUCAAUUUCAUUCAUUUUCAUUUCUGUAAACAUGAAUAGAUGAUCUAAUGCGCAACUAAGGCCACAUAAUAAAACAUGCUUUAUUAGUUCCAAAUAGUUGCAUUGCACUAUAUACAAAGACAGUACCAAGAUUUCCUCAUUGACUUAAUGAUAACAGGCCUGAGUUUUGCAAAUGUUGAAGACAUAUUUAGGAAAAUUGUAUUAUAUUUGUUGGGAGCUUCCCCUGAUUUAGUGUCCUAGUAGGUUUUUUUUGUCUCUGCUUUAUUGAACGAAAGGCAGAGCUUGUGGUAUUGACAAAGCGUACAUGCAUUUAAAACUAUACAAAGUGCUUUUUUUGCGCUUGUGUUUGUCUUGAAAUACAUAUACUUGACUUUUAUAGUUCACUUUCAGUAUAAUCAUGUUAUUUUCUAUUAAAGGUAUGUGUAUUUUGGAAACUAUAGACAAUGAAGAUUUUGAAGCAAUUUGUUAUCCUGACAAGAUUUAUUUUUCCCUUACAAAGAUAUCAGUAUGUGUUUUGUGUAUAUAUUCGAUUGCCAUCAUUGCCAAGUAAGCUCUUUCAAAAUGUUAUGAUGCAAUAUUAAAACUUUUUAUGUGAAAAAGGGCAAAUUGCUGAGAUACAAAAGAGCUGGGAGUUUUUUUGUUAUCUUCUUUUGUUGUUUUGCUGUUAUGUUUUACAGUAAUCUUUGGUUAUAUCCUACAGAUAUACAUAUUUAUGGAAGGAUUUAUUCUUUUUUUUAACAAUUCAAAUUAUUAUUUUUUUUUGUAUAAAAUAUGCAACAAAAUCUACACUAUGAAGAAAAUAUUGAUGGCUACAUAGAAUAUUAUUCAAAAGAUGGUACACAAUUAUUAUGCCCUUACAAGCCAUUUUAUUUGUGUUUUGUUGUUAUAGAUGUUAUUGGUAUAUAGUAGCCUUGCCUGUUACAAGCAUACAUGUGUGUUUAGAAUUGUUGUGUGCUAUACAGCAUGAAUGUUUUGCAUUGCAGUUAUAGGAAAGUUGUAACACUUUUGUUCUAACAUUGUAGAAACAUAAUAGAGACUGACUCACACACUGUAAGUCAUAGGGCCUUUUUUACUGAGAUGUUUAUUAUAAGCAAAAGAGUGGCAUAAAGAGCAAAAGAUGUGACUAACUCCAGUCAUUGACCAUGUAACUGAAUUGCUUUUACAUCAAUUAAAUGUUUUAGUAAAUUAGGCCCAUACUGUAUGAAACUGUGAGCUCUAAUUAGCCAUAGUCCUCAGUUACUGCCAAGUCCAGGAAUGAUGUUGAAAUGUUUUUCUAAUAUGUAAAAUUUUCAAACAAGUGUGUGGGACUGAAGUUUGCAUGUGCAUGUUUUUCCAAAUGAUUCAAGAAACAUAAUUUGUACAAUGUAUUUUUAUUUAAUAUUAAUACAUUUUUAAUUCUUGGCAAGAUAUCUUUUGUAGAAUACAUCUCUCCAAUCGUUAGUCAUUAAUAAAUGUCUUUAUUCACUACUAGGAUUUCCAGUAACAUUAAUAAAGUUACUGAAUGUACUGAUUUAACUUUCAUGUGACAAAUUAGAAAUUCAUGUUUAUAAUGUCUGUAUAUUUGUCAUCAUAUUGAUCAUAUUGUAUUGGACAGAGUAACAAAGGAUUGAAGGAGGAAUGUAUUAGAAUGUGAAGAGAGAUCAAAAUCUGUUGCUCAUUGUCCAUGAAAUGGCAUUCCGAUAUGUGCCUUAUUUGUUAGUUAGGAAAACUGAAGACUGUGCUUUUAGAAGUUUGUUCAAUUAAAACAUUGACUC
Molecule: messenger RNA, 5476 nt
Organism: Myxocyprinus asiaticus (Chinese sucker)
Lineage: Eukaryota; Metazoa; Chordata; Actinopteri; Cypriniformes; Catostomidae
Product: zinc finger CCHC domain-containing protein 24-like
Exons: 4
Coding region: 262-975 (237 amino acids)
Molecular function (GO): nucleic acid binding; zinc ion binding
Source: RefSeq, a predicted model, not a curated record